This is a messenger RNA of Mizuhopecten yessoensis (Yesso scallop), 8617 nucleotides long. RefSeq names its product kinesin-like protein KIF19. Lineage: Eukaryota; Metazoa; Mollusca; Bivalvia; Pectinida; Pectinidae. The record is from RefSeq and is a predicted model, not a curated record. Gene Ontology annotation, molecular function: microtubule motor activity; microtubule binding; ATP binding. The transcript has 20 exons. Gene Ontology annotation, biological process: microtubule-based movement. The coding region runs from base 346 to 3132 and encodes 928 amino acids.
UAACGGUAUCGUGGCGCUGUCACAACACGUUUUCUGUCGUCUGUCAGUGUGGCCGUACCUGUGUACUGUAGCUUGUGUAGUAUGGGUGGAAUACACAAUGACAGGUAAUCAGUAACCACCUAUUGUAAAGGGAAGAGGUUAGGAUUAUACUGAGACAACUACAGUGACCAAAUUCGGGAGAGAUUUACAUUUAUACUGUACAGAAAGCCACGACUUGUUCGCCAUUUUCUGUUUCAAAAUUAUAACGGUGAUCGGAACCAUUUUACAAAGGUGUUUUCAAGUGUCACGUUCGAAUCACAUGUGAUCAUGCUUUUACCAACCUAACGGGAUAAUUUAAUCGGAAUAAUGGCAGAUACUAAAAACAAGGGAGGCGGAGAGCAGACUCUAACGGUUGCUCUCCGAAUUCGCCCUUUAAAUGAAGAUGAGACUAUGAUGGGGGCUGGUACUAUUGCCCAUAAAGUUCAAAAGAAGAUGGUGGUCCUUAUGGAUCCAAGUGACUCGGAACAUGAUGACGUUCUACGGGCCAAUCGAUCACGGGAGAAGAAGUUUGUGUUUGACUAUACAUUUGACAGCAAUGCGUCACAGGAAGAAGUGUUUAAGUCCACGGCCGGUUUCCUGAUACCGAGUGUUGUGUCAGGAUACAAUGCCACAGUGUUUGCCUACGGUGCUACAGGUGCUGGGAAGACCUACACUAUGUUGGGAAAUAAUGACAACCCAGGCAUAAUGGCCAUGUCUCUGAACGUGCUGUUCCAAGAGAUGGAGCGUACUAGGGAGGAUAUGGUCUACAAAGUCUCGAUGUCCUACCUCGAGAUCUACAAUGAGAUGAUCCGAGAUCUACUGAGUCCAUCAGCAGGAAUUCUUGACCUGAGGGAAGAUGCUAAAGGAGGGGUUCAGGUAGCCGGACUGUCAGAGGUGACCACUCACACAACUAGUGAGGUGAUGGAGAUGCUACUGAUGGGUAACAAGGAGAGGACACAGGAGCCGACUGCGGCCAAUAAGACAUCCUCACGAUCCCAUGCCGUCCUUCAGGUCCUGGUCAAACAGCAGAACCGUGUACGCAACACCAAUCAGGAGGUCCGCAUGGGCAAGCUCUUCAUGGUAGACCUGGCUGGCUCAGAACGUGCUGCCGCUACCCACAACAGAGGCAAACGUAUGGUAGAGGGCGCUCACAUCAACCGCUCCCUACUCGCACUCGGCAACUGUAUCAAUGCCCUCAGUGACAAGAAUGGACCAAAAUAUGUGAACUACAGAGACAGCAAGCUUACAAGACUGCUGAAGGACGCACUAGGGGGCAACUGUAAGACGGUGAUGAUCGCCCACAUCAGCCCGGCCUCUAUACACUUUGAGGAAUCUCGCAAUACCCUCAUAUACGCAGACCGAGCCAAGCAUAUACGGACAAAGGUACGAAGGAAUGUUGCAGAUGUAUCUUAUCACAUAGCCCAGUACACUAACAUCAUCCAGGAGCUGCGGGAGGAGAUCAACCGGCUCCGUGUGAGGUUACACGACUCGGUCGAGAGUGGACCUGUCAAUGGUGCUAAAAUAAAAACAGUUCAAGCUGAGGUCCUGUCCACACAACACGGAGAAGCUCGCGAACAGCUCAACAAAGUCAAGGAACAGCUACUCAUCUCCUUCAAGGAUCAGAUGGAGCUCAGGAAAAGUUUGAUGGAGCUGAAUAAUGCCUCCAUGGAAAUAAGCCUAGAAACAAAUCGUAACCAGCUAAUCAUCAGCGAGUGGGAUGUUGAAAAAGCCAAGUUGCCAAGACGAGAAGGUGGCGAGGACAUGUACAGAGAGGAUACAAAGACCAUGGAACUUUCGGGGCUGGGCUCUGAUGAUGUCUCGGAACCUGAUGAAGUGCGCAUGGCUCGGGAGGAACUAAGAGUCCUUCACGAGGAGAAACAUCGCACAGAGAAGAUUCGGGGAACUGUACAGAAAGAGCUGGACACAGCCAAGACUAAGACCACCAGACUACAGGAGAACAUCCCCCAGCGGAUCAAUGGCGAGGACCAGCGAGAGAUUCUCAGUCUAUUGUACAAGGUACACAUCCUGGAGAUAGAGAACACCGAGGUCCAGUCUGCCUGUCUGCUCCGGGAGUUCCAGAUCAAGAAAAAGGACAUGGUGUUGUCAAGGUUCCGACAACACCAGAACCUUACCGACCAGAUUAUUAAACGACAGAGGGUUCUCCUGGCAGAAAAAAACAUUGCAACACCAAAAGACCUAGAGGAACUGUAUGAUCUGUACAAACUGGAGCUGGACGAUAGGCUCCUACUCACAGACGAGGACUCCGGCCUCAGCCCCGAGUACCUCAAGAUUGGAGGAGUAGGACGCAGCAACCGGUCAUUCAUUGCAGAUGAGGGUGACCAACUGAGUACCCUGGAGGAGGAAGACGCCAGGCUCACUCCCAGGUUUGGAGAAGGAGAUAAGUUGUUUUCUAGAAGUGCUAGAGCCCAGCGCUUGAGGGAUGACAAUUUGUCUGUGAAUUGGUUAGAGAAUGGUACUCCUCGCACUCCACGGUCUCCACACUCGUCCCGACAUAACAGUCCACAGCCUAUGGCCGUCGGUCUGUACAGGGAUGAUCGCACCACCAUCACUAGCAACACACGCAAUAUCGCUGCCCUGGCUGCAAAGAAACGAUCCAAAGCCCAAACUAACCUUCUUAAUCUUGAACGACAAUAUGGUGAGCCGAGGUCACUAUACCGACCUUCAAAUGACGAAGCAUACCUGUCUCCUCGCACACUGGCGAGACAUAACCAAAGUUACGAUGAUGUUGUGCUCCCAUCUAUUCACAAACCUCCAAGUGAGGAUAACUUGUCCAAUGCAACAAAGCAGAGUGCUAACACUGACAAUAGUAACCUGCCACCAAUCAGGGCUGGGCGAAAAGGGACGAAGGAACCGGACCUAAAGCGCAACCGACGGACACGAGGAUACGACAACAGCUAUAGUUCACAGUAUGCAAAAAUAAAUGCUGGAAGAACCAGACAUGGAGUUGAUGUAUAUGGACGAACAAAACGUGGACAGAAAGGUGAUUCCUCUGGAGGAAGUACCCCACAGAGCAAGUCUAAGGGUCCGGUACCCACCAUAACAAGCUACAGGAAGGGAGACAUUGCUGUGCAUGGUUUUAGUCUACCACGAUGAGGCUGACCUCUGACCUAACCCAUGGGUCGUAUACAAAUGGUGCUGGUGUACAAUUUGAAUGAAUAGUACCUUCCUUUUUUUAAGAGUUUUCGGGAAGUCUGAAGUAUCAGAAUAUCUAUCUGAUUCUAAGAAAAUGGAAUUUAUAUGAAUAAUAGGAAUUUGAAAGCGAAAUCUGAAACAUCAGAUUAUUUGGACGACUACGAUUUUCUGUAUUUUUUAAGGAUAUUGGAUACACCUGACAUUUCAAAGGAAGUCGGAUAGUUCUUGAAUCCUGAAAAUCCAAACAUAUCAUGACAGGUUAUGAGAACUGUGGAAUAACUGAACUCUUGAUUAUGUCACUUUUUAGAAUUUGCACUUGUUUGACAUUUUGAAAUAUGGCGUAUUCAGCCUACAGGAUGAACUGACUUAACAAGCUAGGUCAAUGAAAUUGUCUUGUUAUGUCAUUACAGCAAUUUGUUCCCAUAACUGGAUAUUGACUCUGAGCUCCUGUUUCUGUUGUCUCGGUGUCCUGACUUUAGGUCUACACGUACCAUUAUGUGUAUGGUCAUUCUUGCUUGAGAGCUAGCCGAUAGCAACUAUCAAUGACUUUAUGUGGUAGAAUGAUUAGUGUUGAACCCACAACAAAGACUCUGUGAAUGACCUACACUAUUGUUCUAUUGUUUUCUUAGUUGUUAAUCAUGAGGGAUUUUUAACUUGAUUUUAGGAAGAUCUGUUUAUCUGAAGCUGAGAUAAUGUUUUAUGCUUGAAAUGUUGCCAGUGAAAAAAACUGACAAAACUUUCUGUGAUAUUACUUAAUAGUCUUGUUGAUGUUUUUUUCUUCAAAUUAAGAUAUUUUAAGAUGUAUAUGUGUUGUAGCAAGAAGAAAAUAUUUGUUAUAUAUGUUCCUCAUUAAUUUUUGAGAAGCCCAUGUCUGAUACGUUUUCAUGUUCUUUUUCAAAAUAGUGUAUUUGCCAUAAUAAGCAUCCCUCCCAUGGUGAAAUAGCACAAAAAUGUACUUUCCCCAAACUCAAAAGAUAUGGUUAGUACAGCACCUAUACAGGAAUGAUUAUAUGGAUGUGAUUAGUUAAAUCAAGUGAUCUGUUAUAUAACAUGUGAACUGGAUGUACUCCUUAAUAGUGCUUACCUAGAGGCCAAACACUAAUCUUACACAUCAUUUGUCAAUUACACUGUUUGUAUGCAUAUUUACAUGUACAGUGAAACAUUUUUGUUCAUACUGACAUUUGAAUAUUUUUGUAUUCUCUAUAGAAAUCAAAGUGUCACUUCAAUUUCUAUAAAAAUUACAAAAAGUUACUUUUAUAAAAUUGAACUGACACUUCGAUUUCAAUGAGAAAUUACAAAAACUACUAUUCAUUGAAUAUAAGUUUCCAGUGCACGAUAAUGUCUUGCUUUGUAAAUUUGAAGUAACUUCUAGUCCAUUUUCAUUUUUUUUUAUGUUUUAAUCAUUAUGUGAAACAUCAGGUUUUGCUGUUUUAGUUGUAUAUUUUCAGUGAUGAAAACCUAUUGCUUGUGAUAUCGAUAUGAUAGUGUUGUAAUAAUCAGCAUCUGUAUUUAUGUGCUUAUAAGCUGUGCGUAAUUUGAAAGGGUCUAUACUUGUGCCAAACUAUACAUUUUGUGCAUUUAGUUGAAUUUUAUAAAACAUUCACAACUUUUUUGAAUUACUAUAUUAAGAUUUUCUACCUACCUUUCCUUGUUUGUCUGUCACCACUACGCACCAAGUAAAUUAAAAGCAAUGUCCUAAUUUACAAUCAUUUCAAGUUUGCAAAUAAAUAUAUUUUACAUCAAUCUAUCAAAUAAAUUAUUCUUUCCAUUUUAUUAAAUGCAUUGCAAUGUUGUUUGAAAAUAGCUUAGUUUCAUCCAUUGGAUGUGAAGUGAUCUGAAGACCUUGUUAUGGGAAGUCCUGUGUGUACCAGGUGUGUUAUUUUAUACAGUUUUGUCCCUCAUCUCACCUUAGUGCUGACUGCUGCAGACUUCCAUUCUUAUCAUCUUUACACUGUUUUAUGUACUGAUAUAAUUUGUUCAUUGUUAUGCAUGUUGAACGCAGCACACCUAUCAACAUGUGCAUCAUCAACCUAACAAUAAAUUGCCCAUUUCUUGUAGGACAGACAGAAAUGUGGUACAAUAUUUUUCUUAGGUUCUAUAUAUGCAAAGCUUUUUUUCCAUAUACCGGUUAUUAAUUCAAAAAAUAUUUAUAAUAGACACAUUUAUGAAAUUUGACUGAUAUGAAAAUAUUGUACAUGUACCGUAAUAAAUAUUGGUUUCUGUUGCCUACAAUCAUUUAACCUGCAUCGUUUUAUAUUAGGAGCUUUCUAAAUUGAAUGACUGUUCUUUCUUGUAAAAUUGAUUUGACUCUAAGUCUGUGAAUAAAUACUGUAAAAUUCAUCUUUUUAUAGAAUCAUCUAGGAAAAUAAGAAAAAAAUCCAAUAUUUACGGGGUUUUUUCCCAUAUUUUGUCACCCCAGGAAAGACUUGAGAUUGGGUUGGCAUAUCCAUAUCUAGGAUACAUGUACAUGAAGUUGAAUUUGAAUGUAUGAACUGGUACUGUGUGAUUGUAUGGGUGAGCCUUGUAAAUUCAGCCACCUCUAUUUCCAGCUUAAGUUAUUGGACAGUGAUAGAACCUUUUUUAAAUCCAAAUAAACAACCUGUCCCCUAAAGAAAACCUGACUGGAUAUAUAAGUGAGGAGACGAAAUCGGUCCUGGCUGGAUUAACCAGUCUUGCCGGUUUACUUACAUUUGAUAUUAUCUAUUUUCUGUGAUAUAUAUGUGUAGCCUGUUGGUAUUUAUUGCUAUGUAAAAGCUGUCCUGUCUUAUGAACUGAAGCAGUUAUUUUUAUCCUGUAAUCUUGACUACUUUCAUCCAAUUGUUUAUAAUUUCACCAUAUAAAAAUGUGCAUAUCAAGUUGUUUACAGAGAUAUUAGGCACAGAGAAAUCUUCUCUGAUAUCUUAAGAGACGAAUGGUAUUUGAUUUGAUGAUAAAUAAUUUGAUUUGUCCUAUCAUUCAUAAUGUUAUAUGGUUGGAACAAAUUUAUUGCUGAUUUUAGUCUUUGUUAAAAGUUUAGUUAUGGGAAUAUAAAUGACACUUUUUCAUUAUGGAGACCGUUAUAUCCUACAGAAACACCAGUGUAACAGUGAAAACGUGCUGAACUCGCACCUUUACAUAAUUUGAUUGUGAUACUUAAAAUAGUAAGAAUGAUUUUCUCAACACAAUAAGUCAUCUCCUUUUAAAAUUAUUCUCAUUACAACAAAUUAGAGUCAUGUGUCAGCCAAGAAGGGGGACUGCUGAAAGUCACAAAUCUUUGUCUUAAUAGAUGACCACAAGAGUGAGUGGGUGACCAUAAUAGUGGGUGUGUGGCCUAUAUAGUGGAUGUGUGGCCUAUAUAGUGGAUGUGUGGCCUAUAUAGUGAGUGGGUGACCUUAAUAGUGGGUGUGUGGCCUAUAUAGUGGAUGUGUGGCCUAUAUAGUGAGUGGGUGACCUUAAUAGUGAGUGGGUGACCUUAAUAGUGGGUGUGUGGCCUAAAUAGUGAAUGAGUGACUUUAAUAGUGAGGUUGUGACCUAAAAAGUGAGUGAGUGACAUAAAUAAUGUGUGGGUAACCUAAAUAGUGAAGGAAUAAUCUGAAUAGUUGGUGGGUGACCUAAAUAAUGGGUGACCUAAAUAAUGGGUGGGUGACCUAAAUAAUGAGUGGGUGACCUAAAUAGUGUUGUUGUGCCCUAAAUAGUGAUUAAGUUGAGUCAGUGGGUGACCAAUGUUUUCUUUCAGUCUUUCAGUUAGUACAUAACUGGAAUCAUUUCUCUCCAAAGCAAUAAACACUAUUUCUCUUAUUUUGUUUUGGGGUAAUUGCAUAGUUGUGAUUGCAUCAUAAAGCUACUGUUUUAUUUUUAUUUUGUGAUGUUGUUGAGAUGUAAGUUAACAAUCAUACAGUUAUUUAAAAAUAGAUCUGACAGAAAAUGUAAAAUGUCAGCAUCAUUUAUGCUAUGAACUAUCACAGUUUGUGAUUACAGCUUCAUCUAACACAUAUUUAGCCUGAUAAUUCGCAUAUCUGUUCAUUCCACUUUCAGCCAGCAGCAUUGGUUACAUAGAAGGUGCAAUUUUAGGUGUCAGCAUAUGUGUUUUAAUGUAAAAAUAAUUCCAAAUACAUUUCUGCAUAUAUAAAUGCUACCUCUGUCCCUGUAGUUUUGAAUGGUAAGCUUGUUUUGUCUCUGGUGAGUGCUUGUUCUUUUAUGUUCUUGAUCAAGUCCUCUUCAUUUGUUGAUGGUUGAACACAGCAUAUAUACCCAGAUAUAGCCAGUCUUGCCUAGUCUCAUUCAGUCAACGAGAAUUUUUCCAUUUUGUUUCUUUUCUUUGUAGACAACUUAUCUAUUAGGUAUAUUAGUAAUUUUUGGGGUUCUUAUUUAUAUCAGUUGCAAAAUAAGUUUUAGAUAUAAUGAGAUAUAACUGAUGGGAAAAAGUCCUAAUUAUGUAUUUAAUGAAAGCUUUUUGAGCUUGAUUCAAAGACUAUAUGACCAAUGGAAGGUUUUUUUGGUAGGGGAAAAGACAAACUCAGAAACUGAUUUUUAUAUAUUAUCAAAAGGUUGUUUGCUUUUCAUAAGUAAGGUAAUUGCAUUGUUAAAAUAAGAUCAUGUUGCAACAAAAAAAAAGAUUUUAUUUUAAUAUCAAACACACAUCAUUUGUACUGCUGCCAUGACAGAAAAUAGAAUAAUGUGCUAAGUGGAGUUAUCUCCCCUCUCGGUAAAAUGGCUGACCAUUCAGUGAUGACAAGGAAAUGAUUCUCUACUCUGUAAAUGUGCCUUAAAUUCAGUUGUUUGUUAUUUCCAGCAGUUCAGAUCAUUAUACUAUACAUCUUGAGAAGUUAUGCUAUCUUACUCAUUUACCUGUGAUUUUGUAUUAAGAAUAUAUGCUGCUUUACACUUUAUAGGUGUGGUUUGUGUAAGAGUUAAGGAUAUAUGCCAUGUAACACUUGAUACCUGUGAUUUUUGUUAAAUAUGUAUGCUACCUUACAUAUAACACGUAGAAGUUUUUGUUGAGUUAAAGAUAUAUGCUAUUCUACACAUCUUCCCUGUAACUUGUUAGAGUCAUCUACUUUGACGAUAACUUAGUUGGUGUUGUCUAAUCAUUCAUAACUGCUGGAGUGUUAUCAAGGAAUGUAUUCUAGUGAAGAAUUAAACAUAAUACCAUUCUACUGAACAGGUCUCAAUUACUAAUCACAAAACAUGUAUCAUAGCUUACUAGGUUUGGAAUUCCUUUGCAAAGGAGAUUUGUUUUACAGGAAAUGAGCAUACAUCCUUAACAAAUACAGUUUCCUCUAACUUGUAUUGAAACUUUCAAGCUUUUCAUCUCUAGCUUCUUUUCAUAAAAGAAUUAAAACAUGUUUUUUAACCACUGAUGUAUAAUGAUCUGUUGAUCAAGGUUCAAUUGUGGCUUUGCAUAUUGCAGAGUUAUCUUCUCUUGUGAGCAGGCAUUGAUUGUAAGGUCAUUGGUUUGUGAGAGUAA